Molecule: messenger RNA, 687 nt
Organism: Clonostachys rhizophaga
Lineage: Eukaryota; Fungi; Ascomycota; Sordariomycetes; Hypocreales; Bionectriaceae
Source: the annotation of a GenBank genome assembly
AUGAAAGCCUUCGCCAUUCUCCCCAUCCUCACGGCCCUGGCCUCCGCCAACCCGGUCGACACCAGCCUCGUGGAGCGGCAGAGCUGCCCAGGAGUCUACGUUUUCGGUGCUCGAGAAACCACCGCCUCGGCAGGCUACGGCACCUCCCUGGGCCUCGUCAACAUGGUCCUGCAGGCCUACUCGGGCUCCCAGUCGGCUGCCAUCAGCUACCCAGCGUGCGGCGGGCAGUCCAGCUGCGGCGGCGUCAGCUACGACAGCUCCGUGCAGCAGGGCACGUCGGCCGUGGUGUCAGCCGUCACGACGCUGAACAGCAGGUGCCCAAACACCAAGAUCGUGCUCAUCGGGUACUCGCAGGGCGGGCAGAUCAUCGACAAUGCGCUGUGCGGCGGCCAGGGCGGCGCCACGCUGUCCGGGAACGCCCUGAAGGCCGUCAAGGCCGCCAUCUUCAUGGGGGAUCCUCACUACAAUGUCGGGCUCUCGUACAAUGUCGGCACGUGCCAGGCGGGCGGUUUCGCGGCGCGACCGUCAGGCUUCACCUGCUCUCCGUACAGCCCGUCGCUCAUCCAGAGCUACUGCGACUCGACGGAUCCUUACUGCUGUAAGGGAAGUGACGCAAACUCGCACCAGCAGUACGUUACCAAGUACGGCUCGCAGGCGUUGGCCUUCAUCAAGAGCAAGCUAGGGUAG